Messenger RNA from Diorhabda carinulata, 4316 nucleotides. RefSeq names its product attractin-like protein 1 (gene dsd). Bases 400 to 4164 code for a protein of 1254 amino acids. NCBI's taxonomy places the organism in Eukaryota, Metazoa, Arthropoda, Insecta, Coleoptera, Chrysomelidae. The transcript has 8 exons. Gene Ontology annotation, cellular component: Golgi apparatus. Gene Ontology annotation, molecular function: protein binding. The record is from RefSeq and is a predicted model, not a curated record.
AGUUUACCACAACUGUAUAUUGGAACUUUCCUGUACUAAUUAUUUGCAAUGCGACGAAAGUAUUUUUGAUUAUAAUUUGAAAAAAGAUAUGAAUGGUUUUAUAAUUUUGAUCGAGAAAUAUUCUUAUUUCAAUUUAUACUUAAUAUUAACAGUGAAACGUUGGUAUUAAUUUCAGUUGGUGUGACUGCGUUGUACCCACUGUCAUAAACGUCAAAAUAAUGAGAUGGUCUUUAUAUUAAAGUGUAUAUCAUUAAAAUAAUUAACAAAUUGACAAAAACUGUAUAAUAUUAUUGAGUUUUUAUAAGUUCUAAAAUGUUACUUUUACAAAUUUGAGUCGAUUAACGAGGAUAAUAUGUGAUAUUUAAGUGUUUAUUAGUGACGUAUGAAAAUGAAAGAAACAUGAUACAAAUUUUACAAAUGUUUUUAUUUUUAUUUAAAUCUAAGUAUCGGCGAAAAUUUCGUUUAAUAAACUUUUCGAUUUAUUGUGUAUUCAUUUUCGGUGCUUUAUCUUUAGUUUCUAAUGUGUCUGCUAAAUGUAGCGACCCUACCUGCAAUGGUAAUGGAAUCUGCACAAACAAUACUUGUGUUUGUAAUGAUGGGUGGCAGGGUUCCGAAUGCCAAUUUUGCGGUGGAAAAGUCAGACUUGCUAGUCCAACUGGCACGAUCCAUGACGGCCUGGGGAAUUACUCCCUAACGAGCAAAUGUAGCUGGUUGAUAGAUGCCCCAAAUUCGACGAUUACGCUUCACAUUAAAGAAUUUGCAACUGAAUGCGGUUGGGACCAUUUGUACGUAUACGAUGGUGAUAGUGUAGACUCACCGUUGCUUGCAGUAUUUAGUGGACUGAUGUAUAAAGAUGCGUAUAGUAUUAGGCGGAUACCAGAAGUGAUAGCGCAAUCUGGUGCGGCACUUAUACACUUUUUCAGUGACGACGCUUAUAAUAUGUCGGGGUUUAACGUUACCUAUAGACUAAAUUCUUGUCCAUCGACGGUUGCUGGUAUCAACUGUUCCGGUCAUGGUAUCUGCAUAGAUGGACAGUGCACUUGCGACGGUUAUUGGACCGGCGCUGCUUGUCAUCUAGAAAAAUGUCCGAAUGAUUGCGGAGCUUUCGAAGAAAGAGGUGUCUGUGAACCGGAAAACGGUUGCGCUUGUAUAGGAAAUUACAGAGGAACUGAUUGUAGUCAGCUAGCUAGCGAAGGGUUUUGGGAAACUGUCACCGUUCCGGGUUUCACACCCAACGGGUCGGCUUCCCACGGUGCCGUCGUGUGGAAGGAUUCCAUGUAUAUCGUCGCCGGUGAAAGCUAUAACAAAGGAAAUCUCUUAUCUGUGUACGAUUUUAAUGGCAAUGUUUGGGAGACUCUGCAUAUAUCCGAGAGUCCUUCGAUGAGGUACGGUCAUUCCACCGUCCUGUACGGCGAUAAAAUAUUCCUGUACGGCGGCGUGGACGGCAACAGAGGUCCGACGUCGGAACUGUGGGCUUUCGAUAUAAGUGCCAAAACGUGGGAAAACAUAACCGUCAAAGCCGAUUCCUGUAACGACAGUUACAUAAUGUGCGGCCCGUUAAAAUCGGCCGGUCACACGGCGACGGUGGUAGCUAAAAACACAACCACCAAAGUAGACAGAAUGAUCGUUAUAUUCGGCCAUUCGCCUCGAUUGGGUUAUUUGAAUACCGUUCAAGAAUAUUAUUUCGGUACGCGCGAAUGGCACAUUGUCAACACUCAAGGUUAUCCGGUGAAAGGCGGUUACGGACACACCGCCAGUUGGGAUCCCCUCACCAAUAAAAUAUACGUGUACGGCGGCGUCGUUUCCGAAAGCGAAUCCUCGCAAUAUUUAAGCAAAAAUUUGUAUUCCUACGAACCGAACGCCAGAUUAUGGACGCUUUUGGCCGACGCCCCUUCCGCCAGAUUCCUACACACCGCCACCUUCGUUUCCGAUAGUUUGAUGUUAGUUUUCGCCGGUAAUACGCACAACGAUACGUCGCACAGUUUCGGCGCCAAAUGUUACAGCAAAGAAUUAUUGGCUUACGACGUUUUGUGCGACAGUUGGUACGCAAUGAACGUACCCGACGAUCUCCGAACCGAUUCGGCUCGUUUCGGUCAUUCGGCGGUCGUUUUCGAGGGUUCCCUGUAUAUAUACGGCGGAUUCGACGGGCAAAUGUUGUCGGACACGUUGAAAUAUACGCCGGGCGAUUGUAAUUACGGUAACGAAUCAUCUUGUUUGAAUAGCAAAUCGGGUUUGAAGUGCGUCUGGGAUUCGAAAUCGGGCGUUUGCAGUCCGGCGAGGCGCGUACCUAAAGAUAUGAUUUUCAAAAGGGAAGAUAGUACGGUUAUCAAGUGUCCGAAGUUGAAUAGAUCGGCGGCCACAUCGGCGAUGAUUAAAAACGAAAAAUUGUGCGAAGAAAUCGACGAUUGUUUGAGUUGCGUCCAUACUACGAUCGGUUGCGUUUGGUGCGACAACGAAUGUAUACAUUUACCCAAAAAGUGCACUACCAACGGUACGGAUUCCAUAACGAAAUCGACGUCGUGUCCGUCUCCGGAUCCGGCGCCGAUUUGUCGACAAUUGCACACUUGCAAAGCUUGUACUUCCCAACCGUCGUGUAGAUGGCGUUUCGAGCACGCCAAAUGCGUGCCGCACGCUCAUUCUAAUAAUACCAGUUCCGCGGAAGCCGUCGAACAAAAUCAAUGUCCGAGCGUCUGUUCCGAAUAUAAUUCUUGUUUGAAUUGUACCCAAGAGGAGUGUAUUUGGUGUCAGAACGAAGGAAGGUGCGUAGAUAAGAACGCAUAUACGUCCAGUUUCCCUUACGGACAGUGCAGAGAAUGGACUACCGUGCAAAAUAAAUGCAGAAUGAGAGGUAGCGAUGAAAAUUCGCAAUGCGGCUUCUAUAAGACUUGCGCCAAAUGUCGAGAUGAUCCGGCUUGCGGUUGGUGCGACGACGGAUCCAGAACCGGACUCGGAACCUGUAUACCGGGCGGUUAUACAGGUCCAACCUUACAUACUCAAUCUCUACAUUUUUCUACGUGUCCACCAGAACGUUGGCACUUUACGAAUUGUCCUGAAUGUCAAUGUAACGGGCACGCUAGUUGUAAAGAAAACACGAGCAUAUGCAUAAAUUGUAGUAAUUUAACGACAGGUGGACAUUGCGAGCAUUGUAUAAAAGGUUAUUGGGGAAAUCCAGUAAACGGGGGGAAAUGUGCGCCGUGUCAGUGUAACAAACAAGCAGACGACUGUCAUAGAGAGACCGGAAAAUGUUAUUGUACAACAAAGGGUAUUAUAGGCGAUCAAUGCGAAAAAUGCGAUACAGGGAACCAUUACCAUCCGGAUCCCAAUAACAAAUCUUGUUACUAUGAUCUCACUAUAGACUAUCAAUUUACUUUUAAUCUAUCCAAAAAGGAAGACAGGCACUACACGCAAAUAAAUUUUCGAAAUUCCCCUAUAAAACCCGAUAUAGACGCAGAUUUUCUAAUAACUUGUUCCGUUAUGGCUAAGAUGAACAUAACGGUUCGAACUGAAAAUUCAGAAGAAAAGCCAAUUUUCGAAAAUUACAAUUGUACGACGUUCAGAUCGAAAUUUUCCAAAUCCCUAUAUAAAUUCGGAGUAGAGGAAAACGUUACUCUCACUACUUUCUACGUUUACGUGUACGAUUUCCAGACACCGUUGUGGAUACAAAUAUCGUUCAGUCAGUACCCCAAAUUGAACCUCCAACAAUUUUUCAUCACGUUUUCAUCUUGUUUUUUGUUGCUGUUAUUGGCGGCGGCCAUUUUAUGGAAAAUAAAGCAGCGUUACGACAUGUACCGACGUCGACAACGUCUCUUCGUCGAGAUGGAACAGAUGGCGUCUCGUCCUUUUUCGCAGGUUUUAGUUGAAUUAGAAAUCAAAGAGACUUUAGACUUUAAACGUAACGAAAAACAGAAGAAAACCGACGCCCCCAGUCCCAUAGCUUUGGAACCUUGUUACGGGAAUAGAGCAGCGGUCCUCAGCCUCUUGGUCAGAUUACCCACAGGGGGUGAGCCGCACACCGUUAAGGGUCAGUCGGCUGGUCUGGCGAUUGCCAGCGCCCUCGUCACGUUAGGUAACCCCCGUAAGAUAAGCAUAGACCAAAUGAAGACCGAUACUAAAGGAGGAAAAAUAAGAAAAUCGCAGAGUCAGCAUCCCGACAGUUGUCUAUAAAUAAUCAUCAUUAAUCGCAUUUAUGUUUUUUUUUUUACUUAAUUAUUGGGCAUUUAGAUGAGAUUUUCUGUGAUUUACAUAAUUUCCAUGCUCCUCGAUGACUUCGGUUGCUUUUUACAUUCCUUGAAUAUAAAUAAAUCAUUUCGAAGCAA